ACCACAUAACUCUCUCCUCAGUUGUCCACCAAGAACAUUCCUGCCAGCACUCUGCCGUAUCUUCUUGGAUGAGUGUGCUCCAGACAACGUAUUGGAGGUCACCGCUCGGGCCAUUACUUACUAUUUGGAUGUUUCUGCCGAGUGCACCCGUCGCAUCACCACAGUAGAAGGUGCCAUCAAAGCCAUGUGCAACCGUCUUGUGGUGGCUGACGUUUGCUCUAGAACCAGCAAGGACCUAGCUGAGCAGUGUAUUAAGGUCCUUGAAUUGAUUUGCACACGUGAGGCUGGUGCAGUGUUUGAAGCAGGUGGCUUGAACUGUGUUCUUUCAUUUAUAAGAGACAAUGGUCAUUUGGUUCACAAAGACACACUGCACUCAGCCAUGCAUCUUGUUUCUCGAUUAUGUGGGAAAAUGGAACCUGCUGAUCCAGGCCUAGCACCUUGUGUUGAAUCCCUCUCUACACUGCUCAGACAUGAGGACCAGCAUGUAGCAGAUGGAGCUCUACGUUGCUUUGCCUCCUUGGCUGACCGGUUUACUCGGCGUGCCCAGGACCCAGCACCUCUUGCACAGCACUGCCUUGUCACCCACCUCUUAGCUCGCUUAGCUGGUGCUGCACCCCAGCAAGCACCAGGUGCUGCUGCAGCUGCCCCAGGAGCACCUGCAGCAACUACAGAAAACUCCAAGACAUCUGCUUCUGUGUCUACUGUGAUCUCUCUUCUUUCUACACUAUGUAGAGGCUCGCCCAGUAUUACUCAUAAUCUGUUGAGAUCUGAACUGCCAGAUGCUAUUGAAAAAGCUCUCCAGGGAGAUGAGCGCUGUGUGCUGGACACCAUGCGCUUGGUGGACCUGUUGCUGGUGCUGCUUUUUGAGGGAAGAAAGGCUCUGCCUAAAUCAGGAAUGAGUGCUGUUGCGAGCAGACUGCCAGGUCUAAGACGAAUGGACAGCCCAGGAGAGAAGACCCAUCGCCAACUGAUAGACUGCAUUCGAAGUAAAGACACAGAUGCUCUAAUAGAUGCCAUAGAUAGUGGGGGAAUUGAGGUGAACUUUAUGGAUGAUGUUGGCCAAACUCUUCUCAACUGGGCUUCAGCAUUUGGUACUCAGGAAAUGGUGGAAUUCCUUUGUGAAAGAGGUGCAGAUGUAAAUAAAGGCCAAAGAUCAUCCUCCCUCCAUUAUGCAGCAUGCUUUGGGCGCCCUCAAAUAGCCAAGGUAUUGUUACGUCACGGUGCCAACCCUGAUCUUCGUGAUGAAGACGGCAAAACACCUCUGGAUAAAGCACGAGAAAGAAAUGAUGAAGGCCACAGAGAAGUUGCUGCUAUUCUUCAAAGUCCAGCUGAGUGGCUGGUUGUUGCUGAGAGCAAAUCUGCCAUCCCUGCCCAGGAAGGGAAAAAGUCAGCUGAUGAAAGCAAUGCAACAAACACAGAAGAUUCGGAGAUUGGAGAACCUCGUGGAGAUGUGGAAAUGGCACCUGUGUACCUUAGUCGCUUACUUCCAGUGUUCUGUCACACCUUCCAAGCUACAAUGGUACAUACUGUCCGAAAAGCUUCUCUCAGUAUACUCAGAAAAAUGGUUCACUAUAUUCCUGCACCUUUGCUUCAUCAGGUUUGUGGUGGUGAGGAUGCAACUAUUAGCACAACCACAAAUAGUACGAGCACUGCCACGAAUACUGCCAAUAAUCUCUUAGGUUCUCAGCUGGUAGAAGUUAUUGCUCUUGUCUUGGGCAAUGAGGAGGAUGAAGAUGGCCAUUUAGUGGCUCUGCAGAUGGUGGAUGAUCUUCUCAGUAAGGCUGCACCGUUGCUGCUAGAACACUGUGCACGCUUGGGCGUCAUCAGUAAGGUGGGAACGCUGGCUGGCCCAUCUGACCCACCCAUUGAGGAAUACACUCCAAUAAAGGGAAAAGAAGAACAGGAUGGUGAUGACCCUGGCAUGGAAGAUGCCAAAGAAGUUAUCCCUGGCAAGGCAUACCACUGGCGGGACUGGUGUGUAGCACGGGGAAGGGAUUGUCUGUACAUUUGGAGUGAUGCUGCAGCCUUGGAACUGUCCAAUGGUUCUAAUGGCUGGUUCAGAUUCAUCCUUGAUGGCAAACUGGCUACCAUGUAUUCCUCAGGAAGUCCUGAGGGAGGAUCAGAAAGCACAGAGAACCGCAGUGAAUUCCUGGAGAAGCUUCAGCGGGCUAAGUCAGCAGUACGACCGGGCAGUCCCAGUCAGCCUGUCUUGUCUACUCCCGGACCAGCACGCUUAGUCAUUGGGAACUGGUCUCUUCAGUGCAAAAAAGAGGGUGAACUGCACAUUCACAAUUCAGAUGGACAGCAACAAGCUACCAUCCUCCGUGAGGAUCUCCCAGGAUUUAUCUUUGAGAGUAACCGCAACACUAAGCAUUCCUUCACAGCUGAGACAUCCUUAGGGCCUGAAUUUCAUGCAGGAUGGACGGGCCGACGAGGCAAGAGGUUCAGAUCUAAGGUUGAGGCAAUGAAACAGAAGGUCAAAGGUUUAGCUCGUGAUGUAUAUGACAAAUACUUUAAAGCUGCACAGACUCAACCACGUGGAGUUGUAGCUAAGCUUGGCAAUAUUGUUGCACAAAUUGAAAGAGCUUGUCAAAAACAGGUAAGCAACAAAGGUAGUGGAGAAUGGCCUGAAAUCUUACGAGCAGCUGUUGAGGACCUAGUCACCCUCCUGCGUGAUGAAAGCACAGUGUCUGCCUAUGAACUUCAUUCUUCAGGCCUAGUACAAGCUCUUCUUACGCUUCUUAGUCCAGACACAACUCAUCACCUCCCAGAUGACAACAGACAGUUUUCACAAAGACGGGUAAACAAGAUGAUCAAACAACGACGAAAUGUCUUCAAAAGCUGUUUUAUGGAUAAAGUGGAUGAAGAAAGUGCUACAAUCAGCACAUCAGUCAGCCCUGGUACCCAGCUAGUAAGAAAACUAGUGUCUGUGCUGGAGAGUUCAGAGAAGCUUCCUUUAUAUAUUUAUGAUGUACCUGGUGCUGGAUCUGGCCUCCAAGUUUUGAGCCGGCGCUUACGGUUCAGAUUGGAAAGAGCAGCGGGUGAAAGUUCUUUGAUUGAUAGAAAUGGCAGAACUCUAAAGAUGGAACCCCUGGCUACUGUAGAACAACUAGAGAGAUAUCUUCUCAAGAUGGUGGCCAAGCAGUGGUAUGACUUUGACCGUACAUCUUUUGCCUUUGUUCGUAAAUUGAAGGAAGGCCAAAAGAUUGUCUUCAAAAACAGCAGAGAAUUUGAUGAAAAUGGAAUUAUUUAUUGGAUUGGAACGAACGCCAAAACUGCUUAUGAGUGGGUGAAUCCAGCAUCAGUAGGACUUGUUGUGGUAACAUCUAGUGAAGGUCGUAAUCUUCCGUAUGGGCGAUUGGAAGAUAUUCUUAGUCGUGAUGCAUCUGCCCUGAACUGCCACACAAAUGAUGACAAACGAGCAUGGUUUGCCAUUGAUCUUGGCAUUUGGUUUGUGCCCUCUGCUUACACACUGAGGCAUGCACGAGGAUAUGGUAGAUCUGCACUUAGAAAUUGGAUGUUCCAGGUAUCAAAGGAUGGCAUGACCUGGACAACCCUGUACACUCAUGUUGAUGACUGCUCCCUCAAUGAACCUGGCAGCACUCACACCUGGACCAUACAACCUCCAUCUGAAGAGAAGACUGGAUGGAGACAUGUCCGUAUUCAGCAGACGGGAAAGAAUGCAUCUGGUCAGACUCAUUAUCUCUCACUGUCUGGGCUGGAGCUGUAUGGUACAGUGACUGGAGUCUGUGAAGAUCUAGGCAGAGCAGCUAAAGAAGCAGAAGCUAAUCUGAGGAGGCAAAGAAGACUUGUAAAAUCACAGAUGGUAAAGCACAUGGUGGUGGGAGCACGCGUGGUACGGGGUCUUGACUGGAAAUGGCGUGAUCAGGACGGCAACCCUCCCAGCGAAGGAACCAUUACUGGAGAACUUCACAAUGGUUGGAUUGAUGUCACUUGGGACCAUGGAGCUUCUAACAGCUACCGUAUGGGUGCAGAGGGAAAAUAUGACCUCAAAUUAGCUCCAGGCUAUGAUCCAGAGUCUCCUCAAGUGUCCACUGUAACAAGCACCAUCAGUAGUGCGUCCAGCAACACUGCCAUUACUGCUGCAUCUUCUGGCUCCAUAGCAACAAUUACUACAGCAAUAAAGUCUACAAAGGUGGUUAGCACAGAUGUGACCCAAGGAACUAGUGUGUUGACCAGUCGCAAAUGUAGCUCCACACCAUCACUACCUCAGGCAACAACAGAUAUUCACAAACAUUCUGUCGCUGCCUCGGAACAAGCAGCCUCAGACGAUAAUCUAACUGCCAAAGCUGCUGAGACUGUUGCAGAAAAUGUGCUAAGUGUAGCCAGCGCUGAAGCUCUACUGAGUGUUGAGGGCAGUGGGCGUGAGAAGGGGAAUGAGUUGGCAUCUCUAGUACAAUCUCUCAGCUUAAACGACCGUGACAUCACGUCUGAAUUCUCCGAUGCCAUGUCCUCCUUGGAGUCUGUGCUCAAUACCUCUGAUAUUAAAUCGGGUACGGGUGAUAUGAGUGAGGCUAUGACUGUGAUGGAUGUGGGCUUGCAUCCAACUCCCGACACCAAAACGGGUUCCAUGGGACUAGCUGGGGAUUGCCCAGCUGUGACUGUGAAUGAAGAAAAAUUUGGUGACAUCAGCAGUAUAGGCAUUAGUGGCAGUGUGAGCAGCAGCAGCAGCAGUAUUGGGGGCCUCACCAGCAGCAGCAGGAAACGAUGUGGGGGUGUAGUAAUGGGUGAGGGUAAGAGGGACUGCACUGGGCGCUCCACCAUGUCUUCACAGCCUAUGAGUGUUAGUGUGCCCAACCUGACCAGUGCAGACUCUGAGCCAUUGACACAUAGUCUACUGGAAACCUUUGCUCAGGUUGCCAGGAGACGGGGGGGAUCAGCUACCAUGCCACCCGGCACUGGGGUGUGUAGCAAUGGGGGGAUGGCACCCCAUGCUCCUAAUUUGCCUGCUAGUGUCAGUAAUGUGCGCACAGGCUUGGGGCAACUGAUAGGUGGGCCACCCCCAAGCCUGGCCCACCCAGUGUUCUCGCCCUCCACCCACUCCAUGUCCAGUCUGGUCCGUCUGGCCCUCUCCUCACACUUCCACCUCCCAGGGUCUGGGCCUUUAAGCACAGCUCAGAGUUAUCCUACUCUGACAUCAGGCACAACCUCAACUACCUCCUCCACAACAACUACAGGUGCUGCUGCUGCAUCCUCCACUACUAACCAGCCAUCCACCAACCUCUCUUCCUUCCCUCAUGGCCUCACUAUGAGCCUCACAUCUACAUCUAGUGAUUCGGAGCAAGUCAGCUUGGAGGACUUCUUGGAGAGUUGUCGAGCCAGUACACUCCUGGCAGAGCUGACAGAUGACGAGCUGCCUGAUCCAGAUGAUGACGAGAAUGACGAUGAUGACAACGAUGACGAUGAUGAAGACUAUGAGGAAGAGGAGGAGUGCUAUGAAGUAACUGUUCGGAAUGGCAAGAGAAGAGGUUGGGAUGAUGACUUUGUAAUAAAGACAGUUUCAACGCUUAUCCCAGCGUUUGAUCCUCGGCCAGGCCGCACUAAUGUCAACCAAACACAAGAUCUGGAGAUUCCAGCCCCUGGUACAGAAGACCAUCUGUGUGAUGCUCCUAGUGAAGUAGUCAGUGGCCCUCGGCUUAGUUUAACUCUACGUGGCCCCAAUCUCCCUGGCAUUCCUGAAGUUGAAGUACCAAUAACCAAGAAAACUUCCACAAUCUUUGCUGCCGUCCAGACUUUAGUCCAUGCUGCCAAUUUCCCUUCCCGACAAGAGAGACUGAGACGAAUUUGGGAACCUACAUACACGCUUGUGUAUGGAGAGGCCCGAGAGGAUGAGGGAACUGAAGGAGAAACCUCUGGUGUCCAGCUACUCAAUCGCCGUAAUUCAAGGACUAAUAUCUUGACUGAGGCAUCUGGCAGCUUUGCUCAGCCUCCCAGUACCCUGACAACUGGUGAUCCAUCUGUUGAAGACGUGUUACAACUCCUGCGCCAACUGUAUAUAUUAGCACAUGAAGAUAAAGAUAAAUCUGGUCAGAUUAUAGAUGCUUUUGGUGUUCGUCGUGAGGAGUUCGAGUCUAAAAAAGUUGGGAACAAACUAGUGCAACAGGUUGGUGAGGCUGUAGUGCUAGCAUGUGGUGCACUGCCAUCAUGGUGUGAAGACUUAACUUAUGCCACCCCUAUGCUCUUCCCAUUUGAUACUAGACAUCUUUAUUUCAAUUGUACAGCAUUUGGUCCUGAAAGAUCUUUAGUAUGGCUACAGAGCCAGAGAGAUGUGAGUGUUGAGCGACGUGGAGGGUUGAGAAGAGAUGACCCUCAUGAGUAGGUAGGACGUCUCAAGCAUGAGAGAGUCACUGUACCCCGUGGCUCGAAUCUUCUUCAGUGGGCUCAGCAGGUGAUGCGUGUCCAUGCAAGUCGCAAGUCCAUUUUGGAAGUUGAGUCUCGUGAGGAAGAAGGUACUGGUCUUGGCCAUUUGGAAUUCUAUGCUCUUGUGGCUGGAGAAUUGCAUUGCAACUUAUCCAUGUGGUUAUGUGAUGACCAAACAGCUGACCCAAUCACUCCUCCAGCACUAGGCGGCAGUGGUACUGGAGAAUCACAAACAAGACCCCCAGGUUACUAUAUCUGGCGACAAGGAGGUCUCUCUUUCCCUCCCUCCCAAGAUAGCACAGCUUGUGAUCAAGUAGUUGAGUUAUUCCACUUCCUGGGGAUAUUCUUGGCAAAGACUUUACAGGACAACAGACUCGUUGAUCUGCCUUUGUCUCGUCCUUUCCUCAAGCUCAUGUGUCAUGGUGAGUUUGCCAAUGUGAAGGACCGAGGCAUCACUGGAAUUUCCACUAAGCCCCGAGGACUUUCUUCCUUACCUGUAGAGGAGGACCUCAUGACCUCCUCUAUAAUAAGUGAAGAGAGCGAAAUCUUUCCAGGUUCACCGGCUCCAACUCUGGAAGAUCUGUGUGAGGUAGAUCCUGAACGAGGAGCAUUCAUGCAACAGCUCAAGUCCCUGGUUUCCAUAAAACAGCAGAUCCUCAAUGACACAAUCCUCUCCGAUGAAGAUAGGCGCCUACAGCUCCACAAUUUGGCCUUGCCAUCAGCUCCUGACACCCAAGUAGCAGAGCCAGCAGCAGUUAGAUUAGAAGAUCUUUGUCUCACCAUGCAGUAUGCUGCUCCUUCUAGACACCUGGGAUAUACUGCAAUUGAGCUUCAGACAGGUGGAACUGAUCAAGAAGUGACCCUUGCCAAUGUGGAAGACUACAUUGACCUUACUCUCACCUGGGCUUUAGAAGUGGGUGUUAGAAGACAGUUGGAUGCUUUCCGUGCAGGGUUUUGUGUGGUGUUUCCUUUGAAGAAAUUGGGUGCAUUUAGCCCAGAUGAGCUGAGACUUAUGCUGUGUGGUGACCAAGCACCCAUAUGGACUCGUGAGGAUAUCUUGGCAUUCACUGAACCAAAGUUAGGAUAUACUCGAGAGUCUCCUGGCUUCUUGAGACUAGUAAACAUCCUUGUAGGAUUAACAGCAGAGGAACGUAAAGCCUUUUUACAGUUUACCACCGGCUGUUCUUCAUUACCACCUGGUGGCCUUGCCAAUCUUCAUCCUCGCCUUACUGUAGUUCGCAAGGUUGAUGCAGGAGAUGGCUCCUACCCAUCUGUAAACACUUGUGUCCAUUACCUGAAGUUGCCAGAUUACUCCUCAGAGAACAUAAUGAAGGAGAGGCUUCUCGCUGCUACGCGGGAGAAGGGCUUCCAUCUCAACUAAUCUCUAGAAAACUAUAAGGACUGUAGACUCAGGUUUAAAUAAUAGAGUUUUCAAAACCCUAAUGAAAACCUAGAAAUUGCCGAUUGUACUUGUGAAAAAUUACUCACAAGUUAGAGGAAAGAAAUAUCUUCUCAUUUAUAGGAAAAAUAAAAAUAUGAUUAUAAAUUCAUUUAUUAUUAUUAUUAUUAUUAUUAUUAUUAGGAGGGAAAUUUUUCAGUGGAGACAGUUUGAAGUUGUAUAAAAUAUUUAUAAUUAUGAAAAAUAUAAUUUUUUAUACUGUCUUUGAACUGAUUUGUAUACUUAUCUUAGUACCUAGACUAGGUAAGUACUGUAGUUCUAAAUAUGGAAUACAUAUUUACAAAAAAAUACUUGGAAAAUGUUCAUAUGGGACUUGAACAGUGCAAAUUUUUUCGUGAUACUUUACCAGUUACAAAAUGUGGAAAAAACAAUAUAAAUUUAAAUGGUUAAAGAACUGAAAACUGUGACAUUGACUGAACACUUUAACAAAGGAUCCAGGAAAUUGUUCUUUUAACAAAUUGUUGUGCUAAUAAGAAAAUAGUACACAAAAUGACAAGAGAAUAUGUAUGCCUUUCCAAGAGGUUGCUUGAGAAAGUGCAAAUAUACACAACAAAGUGCAGCACUACCUAGUGAGUGAAUGACUUGUAUGAGUGCAUAGAGCCAUUGGUCAUCUUUGUGUCUGUACAAGUAAAUGUGGCCUAUUUUCUAGCCAAGUGAAAUGUGUGAGAAGAAUGUGGAUGUUGGUGCCAAUCUGCAUAAACGUUUCCCAAGAACAGGUAUUUUUCAUGGUGUAAAAGUGACAUGAUACUUGCAUUUCUCUUGUCCUGACAGGUAGUGAUAAUAUGUAGGCUGACAAUGGCCAGUUGUUGUUUUAUGUUGUCACCAUUAGCUUAUGUCUUUCUGUGAUAACUGAUGUGAAGGCAUUGCAUAGGCAGCAAAUUGUAUAUAAUUACAUCACAAAGCAUGCCACUGUUAUAGUCGUGUGUCUCUAUGUAGCAACUAAGCAUUCAAGAUUCUGAUUGGAGGUUUUACUGUUGAGUAGGUGGUCGUGUGGUUGAGUAACCAUUCUAUAAUACAUGGGUCUGCUGUUAAGUGUCGGCUAUUCUCACCUCGGCUUGUUAGCAAGGAUCUCAUGAUAAUUAACCAUAAUAAGCCCAAUGUAGUAAAUGCUUGAGUGUGUGAUUUGAUAUAUUGUUAUAAUCCAUCCCAAGCAUAUUUCUUCUCUUGUCAACAUUUCUGAAACUUAAACAUAUGGACAUAAUGGUCCUUGUCCUGAAGAGUCUGAGCUAGUUUUUGGUAACCAAGACAAGGCAUUGACAUGGUCUGUAGUUCCACUAAAAAGAUUAGAUAAUUGUAUACAGUACAGGUAUUAGUCUCAAGCAUGCAGGGUCAGAUCAUGCCAUAUUUGUAUUUGAAUCAUUAUUGGUGGCUUGACUAUUGAAUUGAGCUUUGUGCACAAGUUUGUAACAUAGCUCCUUCUCUGCAAUGUCAGUAGUAAGUUGGGACAAAGUAGUAUGGGAUUACAGGCUGACAACUCUUGAUCUUGUCAUGAAGGUUGUCAUAGUCAUGCUCUGUGUUGUGCCUUAUAUUUUUUUCCUUCACUUUUUUCUAUUUCUUGAUAAUUUUGUUCUUUAUAUUGUAUGGAUAGUUGAAACCAUGUGUAUGAGUUUAACAGUGCAUUCUAAUUAUUGUUAAUCAUAUUCGUGAGUAAAAUUUGGAUAAUAUUUCAUGAAAUUAUUGGCUGAAUUUUUUGGGAGAAGAUACUUCACAAUACUGUAAAGAAUUUGAUUUUCUUAAAUUUCAAAUUUACAAUGAAACAGAAAAUACUUGUUCAGAUGCAAGAGCAAAA
Molecule: messenger RNA, 9629 nt
Organism: Homarus americanus (American lobster)
Lineage: Eukaryota; Metazoa; Arthropoda; Malacostraca; Decapoda; Nephropidae
Gene: Ufd4
Product: E3 ubiquitin-protein ligase HECTD1-like
Biological process (GO): proteasome-mediated ubiquitin-dependent protein catabolic process; anatomical structure development; protein K63-linked ubiquitination
Cellular component (GO): nuclear speck
Molecular function (GO): metal ion binding; ubiquitin protein ligase activity; protein binding
Source: RefSeq, a predicted model, not a curated record